GCUCAUAGUCCAAAAAAUCAUCUCAUCCUCACCUUCUUCCUCCAUCUUCAUCCUCUUCCAUAAUCAUCAAAAUGGCCUCCCGCACCGCCAGCAGAGCUCUGCGCGCUUCCGCCAAGCAAUUGGCCGCGCCCACCGUCCAGCGCCGCACCUUCGUUUCUGCCCUCAAUGCUGCGAGCAAGGGCGUCGUUGCCGCUGCGCCCAGGGCUGCCGUUGCCAUGCCCAAGGUCCAGACCCGUGGCAUGAAGACCAUUGACUUCGCUGGCCACAAGGAGGACGUCUUCGAGCGCGAGGACUGGCCCCGCGAGAAGCUCCACGACUACUUCAAGAACGACACCCUCGCCCUCAUCGGUUACGGUUCCCAGGGCCACGGCCAGGGCCUCAACCUCCGUGACAACGGCCUCAACGUCAUUAUCGGUGUCCGGAAGAACGGUGCUUCGUGGAAAGAGGCCCAGCAGGAUGGCUGGGUCCCCGGCAAGAACCUCUUCGACGUCGAUGAGGCCAUCUCCAGGGGUACCAUUGUCAUGAACCUGCUCUCCGACGCCGCUCAGUCCGAGACCUGGCCCCACAUCAAGCCCCAGCUCACCAAGGGCAAGACCCUCUACUUCUCCCACGGUUUCUCCCCCGUUUUCAAGGACCUGACCAAGGUCGAUGUCCCCUCGGACAUUGAUGUCAUCCUUGUUGCCCCCAAGGGCUCUGGCCGUACCGUCCGCUCCCUCUUCAAGGAGGGCCGUGGUAUCAACUCUUCCGUUGCCGUCUUCCAGGACGUCACCGGCAAGGCUGAGGAGAAGGCCGUUGCCCUCGGUGUCGCCGUCGGCUCUGGCUACCUCUACAAGACCACCUUCGAGAAGGAGGUCUACUCUGACCUGUACGGUGAGCGUGGCUGCCUGAUGGGUGGUAUCCACGGUAUGUUCCUCGCUCAGUACGAGGUCCUCCGUGAGCGCGGCCACACCCCCAGCGAGGCCUUCAACGAGACCGUUGAGGAGGCCACACAGUCCCUCUACCCCCUCAUUGGUUCCCACGGUAUGGACUACAUGUACGCUGCCUGCUCCACCACCGCGCGCCGUGGUGCCAUCGACUGGAGCAAGCGCUUCAAGGAUACCCUUAAGCCCGUCUUCCAGGACCUGUACGAGUCCGUCGCCAACGGCUCUGAGACCAAGCGCUCCCUCGAGUACAACUCCCGCCCCGACUACCGUGAGCUGUACGAGAAGGAGAUGCAGGAGAUCCGUGACCUCGAGAUCUGGAGGGCCGGCAAGGCUGUCCGUGGUCUCCGCCCCGAGAACCAGUAAGCAACACGCUUGCAUACCGUUUAUGAUGGUUGAAGAGGCCAGCCAGGCGCUGGCAGGGGAGGUGACGAUCUAUUGAAAGUGGAAGACGAUGGACAUGUAUGACACAAAGUGAUCCGGGGGCCAAGUUUUUCAUAGUGGGCGUGGCUAUGGCUGGCAGUUUUUGUAUUAUUUGCCCGGGUUUGCUGCGGACACAAAAAGUUGAAAAUGGCAUUGCAUUGAAACGCGCUC
Molecule: messenger RNA, 1514 nt
Organism: Aplosporella prunicola CBS 121167
Lineage: Eukaryota; Fungi; Ascomycota; Dothideomycetes; Botryosphaeriales; Aplosporellaceae
Exons: 5
Coding region: 72-1286 (404 amino acids)
Biological process (GO): L-valine biosynthetic process
Cellular component (GO): mitochondrion
Molecular function (GO): ketol-acid reductoisomerase activity
Source: RefSeq, a predicted model, not a curated record